This is a messenger RNA of Papaver somniferum (opium poppy), 975 nucleotides long. RefSeq lists its product as uncharacterized. Lineage: Eukaryota; Viridiplantae; Streptophyta; Magnoliopsida; Ranunculales; Papaveraceae. Bases 1 to 975 code for a protein of 324 amino acids. The record is from RefSeq and is a predicted model, not a curated record. The transcript has 2 exons. Gene Ontology annotation, molecular function: DNA helicase activity. Gene Ontology annotation, biological process: telomere maintenance; DNA repair.
AUGGCACAUCGGUAUUCUGUCGAGUCAUUCGAUACGACAAUGAGAGAUAUAACGGGUAACAAGAAGCCGUUUGGUGGUAAGAUUGUUAUUUUGGGAGGUGAUUUCCGCCAGGUUCUUCGUCUGAAGAAGAAUAUGCGUGCAUUAGGCGAUACGUCUUAUUCUGAUUUCUUGAUGCGAGUUGGAAAUGGAAAUGAACCUUUUGUGGCAAAUGACAUGAUAAAGAUUCCAGAUGAUAUGGUGAUACCCUGGACUGGUGAAGAUUCAAUGUCCCAACUAAUGGAUGCUACCUUUCCCGACUUGGAAAAUAAUUCUGAGGAUCAAGGUUACUUGCUUAACCGGGCACUUAUCCCACCACUGAAUGAGCAUGUCGAUAAGUUAAAUGAUCGAGUGGUUAGCAUGUUUCCCGGACAAGAGCAUACGUAUUAUUCAUUUGAUUCUGUGGAAGAUGAUUUCCAAAACCUAUAUCUUCAAGAACAGUUGAACGGAAUAGCCCCUGGUGGUUUACCUCCUCAUGAGUUGAAAUUGAAGCUAGGAGCACUCAUUAUGUUACUGAGGAAUGUUAGUGCCAAGAACGGCUUAUGCAAUGGUACUAGGCGUAUCAUAAAGAAGUUCUUUCCAAAUUGUAUCGAUGCAGUGAUCCUUAGUGGAAAUUCAGCGGGUAAAAGAGUAUUCCUCCAUAGGAUGCCAAUGAGCCCGCCAGAGAAUCUUGAGAUGCCGUUCAAGAUGAUUCGCAAGCAAUUCCCAGUACGUAUGUGCUUUUCAUUCACAAUCAACAAAGCACAAGGACAAACAAUUCAAAACACCGGUAUGUAUCUUCCCGAGCAUGUCUUCAAUCAUGGACAAUUGUAUGUUGGGAUUUCAAGGGGUGUUUCCAGCAACAAUACUAAGGUGUUAAUCAAAAAAGGAAACGCUGUUGAUAAAGUUGGAACGUUCACCAAGAACGUUGUGUACAAGGAAGUUCUUACGUCGUCCUAG